Molecule: messenger RNA, 2952 nt
Organism: Funneliformis caledonium
Lineage: Eukaryota; Fungi; Glomeromycota; Glomeromycetes; Glomerales; Glomeraceae
Source: the annotation of a GenBank genome assembly
AUGGGAGUACCACGUGUAAUACCACGUAGACUUCACCUGCCAUUCUUUAUCCUCCGAGGUUCUAGCUUAGUACCCGCCAGCUAUGGCGUUUUUUCAUGUAUCUUAUCUGCGAGUUAUGUUAACAAACGUGAUGCAAGCAACAUUUUAGAGUUGAGAAGCACCGAGUUGGACUAUUGGUUAGGUGCCAUGUGGUGCCUUUUAGCCGGUCUUUGGAGUUAUUGGCUCGCAGAUGGUCUCAUGAAUCGAUGGCUCUUUUAUUAUGAAGUCGGCAGCACAAUAUUCCGUUUAAUUUCUUUACAGGCUAUUAAUUGGGUUAUUACAGCCUUCGUGGUAACACAUUAUGGUCCAGAUGAGCCAAUUUGGUCAUGGAUGUUUUGUAGCGUUGUUUUAGCCAUAUGCGAUGUGAUUCAGUGGCUUUUUACCUCAACCACGAAAUUUCAGAAGGAUGAAGAUCCAGGAAAAAUAAGACAAUUAAUUUGGAAGGAAAUAUAUCGUUAUAUAUUCAUACCUCUUGCAAUAUUUACAUUUAUUACAAUGAUUUGUCUUCUUGAAGAACAAUCAAGAUUCCGUUAUAAUCCUAUCGAGCAUACAAAAUCCUACAAAUUAAAUACUAAUCUGUCCCUAAGUGAAAUACGUCCAGAUUCAAAUGUCAAAGUAAUAAUGAUCGUACUAUCAUCGUGGACUGAAAGUGGAUACAGGAAAAGACAAACCUUUCGUGAUACAAGUGUAAAAUUAAUUCCUCAAAGUUCAAAAAACAUUUCAAUAACCUAUCGCUUCGUUCUAGGUGAUGCCCCAUCAGCAAAAUUGCAAUUGAGCAUGGCUCAUAAGCUCCUUGAUGAAUCAAAAAGGCAUGGUGAUCUCGUCAUUGUACCCACAUCGGAUCAUGAUGAUGACCUAAGCCACAAGGUCUAUAAAGGAUUUGAGUGGUCCAAUCAAUAUUCCUUUGAUUACAUCGUGAAAACUGAUGAUGAUAUAUUUGUACGUAUGGAUAUCAUAGCUCGUGAAUUGGAAGAAUCAGGACCCGAUAAAAAAUAUUACUGGAGAGGCCUUGGAUAUUGGAAUAUUCCACCAAUUCGUAAUGCAGAAAAUAAAUACGCAGAUUUUGAUUAUAAACUUCCUAUAUUUCCACCAUUUACAGCUGGAGUACUUUAUAUCUUAUCACGUGAUAUAAUCUCCUUGAUUGUAAUUGAUGCACCUCGCUUUUUCACAAGGAACGAUGGUCAAAAUCUAGGUAUAUGGCUUUUUCCUUAUAAUAUUAGACCAAUUCAUGAUCGACGUAUUCAACAAGUUGAUGCUUGUGAGGAUGACUUGAUCGCUAAACAUUUUAGUGAUCAAUUUGAGGAAGAUCAAAGUAUGAAAGACAUGUAUGAGAACGUUAUCAAUCACAAAAGGAUGUGUGAAGGAUUUAGACAACGCUUUUGUGCGUCGUGCUAUCCCUGUUGGGGAAGAGAAGAUCAUUGGAAGGAUUCGAAUUUUGAUUGUGAUGAUACGAAAGGCAUCACUUUGCUUAAUCAAACACAUUUAAUCCUCGAUAAUUCGGUAGCCGUAUUUGAUGAUCCCAUCAAUGUUACAAUUGGAAGUAUGGAAGAUGAGUGGAUUAUUCCGAAUCUCCUCUCACAACAUUCUUCAGUUUAUUCUCAAACAAAUCUGUGGUAUUUAUUACAUUGGGUGUGUUGGACGACGGACCAAGCGACUUUCCUAGAACGUCAUUACAAGACCAUAGAGCUCAUUUGGAUUCAUACGCCUAAAGCUAUAAUUUUCGUCCUCACGACAACUUUACCACGAGAUUUUUUUUCUGAAUACCAAAAGCAAGGUUAUCAAAUCCACGUGAUCAACUUCGACAAGGAAUCGUUAUUGGAACGACAAUGGUUCCUUGGUCAGAAUUCCAAAAACUGGCUACGUGAUUGGAGUAUGUGGGAAAAUAAUAAAUUCUUCACCGAUCAUCUUACUGAUUAUAUGCGAUAUUUGUUGUUGUAUAAAUAUGGAGGCAUGUUUAUGGAUAUGGACGUUCUUUGGAUACGUGCCCCUUCCGACACAAACAUUGAAUUCGUUGGAUCGGAUGUUUCAAAUGUUCCUUCAGACAUUGAAUGGACGUUGGACGCGGACGGCACAUACGUUGCACCUGGAGUUAUGCGAUUCCGAAAAGGCAGGUCCAUGUUUAGAGAGAUAAUGGAACGAUCUUUUUCUCCAACUUAUUCACCGUCAUGUUUUAAUUGUGUUGGACAUCGAGCAAUAACAAUGUACGUUAAAGAACAUCGUAAAAUUCUUGAGAGACAUGGAUUCACCAUAUUGCCUAGUCGGAUCCUUUAUCCAAGAAAUGAUGAUCACGUUGACGAACUUUUCAGAUCGGAUCAUACUGCUCAAGAAGGGCUUUUGAGAAUCGAAAAUUUUUCAUGGAGCAUAAAAUUAUUUGACAAAAUGACGAAUAAUCAAUUGAUCGAAAAUGAUAGUUUAAUUAGCUUAGUAAUGAAUAAAUUUUCUUUAGACAUUCCCCAUUCAUCAGCUCCAUUAAAAUCGGGUGGAGAACCGGAUUUAAAGAAUCGGGUAUCAUCAUAUCCAUUUCUCUUGGAAGGACCAAAGAAAUACCGGUUCGUAUCUCCAACUAUAUCGCAAGGAGUGGAUCAAUAUGCGGGAUCUAUAAAUGGACAAUUUCAAGGGCUAAAUAUUAUUUUCAUACGCGGUGGACCUGGUACAGUAGAUCAGGCAACGAUAAGAGUAAAGAGUUUGAAUGGAAAGUGCUCUUUUAAUUUACUAGGUGGGGAAUGGAGCGAAACAUCUGUGACAAUUCAUAAUACAACAAAAAAAGACGUUAACGAUAUACUGAAUGCUUUAGUAUAUCGUCCAAACGAAGUAGGUGGAAAGGAUAACAUUAGUUUAGAAAUUGUAUAUGGAGAAGAUAAAGCUGAAUUAACGAUUGAUAUUGAAAUUCUCGUUUCGCAAGAAUAUAGAUAG